GAGCAGCAGCUGCAGGAGGAGCUGGUCCAGCACGGCGGGGCCCGGGGGCAGGAGAACACGGUGAGGGUGAAGGUGGACGAGGGGACCUCAGACAGGAUGCAGCCCAACGGGGCACUGCAGGAGUCUGGUGACUCCUGGCCAGAGCAACCACAGCCGCAACCUGAGGGCGUGUCUCUGGAGGGGGCAGCACAGAGCAACAGUCCAGGGGUUCAGGUCCAGCCACCUCAUGGCCCCAGAGAGGAGACCCUCCCCAGCCUUCAAUCAGGUGCAGGGGCCCAGAGCAGAGCUCAUCAGCAGUCUCCUGAAGAAAGGCCUGCAAACAUGGAGCUGCCGACAGGUGCCCUGAGCCCUGAGCAGGACCAGCUGCAGAAGGGGCAGGACAGGCCGGCAAGGCAGGGGGAGAGCAUGGAGCUCUGGGAAGCCUUUGAUGAUGUGGCUGUGUACUUCACGCGGGAGGAGUGGGAGCUGCUGGAGGAUGCACAGAAGGGGCUUUACCGGGACCAGAUGCUGAGCAACUGCCGAGCCCUCGUUUUCCUGGGAUAUCGAGGUCCCACACCUGACUUAAUCAGCCGCAUCCAGCAAGGACAGGAGGAGCUCUGGAUCUUUGACCUCGAACCCAGGAAGUGUUGA
Messenger RNA from Alligator sinensis (Chinese alligator), 630 nucleotides. RefSeq names its product zinc finger protein 382-like. The transcript is spliced from 6 exons. The coding region runs from base 97 to 630 and encodes 177 amino acids. Gene Ontology annotation, biological process: regulation of DNA-templated transcription. The record is from RefSeq and is a predicted model, not a curated record. Lineage: Eukaryota; Metazoa; Chordata; Crocodylia; Alligatoridae.